Messenger RNA from Anoplophora glabripennis (Asian longhorned beetle), 1917 nucleotides. Its product is annotated as CDK5RAP1-like protein. Gene Ontology annotation, cellular component: mitochondrion; cytosol. The record is from RefSeq and is a predicted model, not a curated record. The coding region runs from base 84 to 1883 and encodes 599 amino acids. Gene Ontology annotation, biological process: negative regulation of cyclin-dependent protein serine/threonine kinase activity; tRNA modification. Gene Ontology annotation, molecular function: 4 iron, 4 sulfur cluster binding; tRNA-2-methylthio-N(6)-dimethylallyladenosine(37) synthase activity. The transcript has 3 exons. Lineage: Eukaryota; Metazoa; Arthropoda; Insecta; Coleoptera; Cerambycidae.
AUAAUUAUACAAAUCAUAUUUAUAGGUUAUGUUUUUAUAAUUAAAAUUGUUGCCUGUACCAUGUAAAUUCUUAAUUUUCAAAAAUGCAUAUAAACACCACAGUUUUAAACACCAUACCAUUAGUCUUUAAGGGUAAAUUUAGCAAAAAAAUAUUUAAUUAUAGGUUAGGUUUACGUAAACUUUCAUGCACUCGAAUCUAUAGAAAUAUUGCCCAUAUUUCAAUAGAAAAUGAAUCAGAGGGAAAGGAUACCACCCGAUCGAAGUUCAGACAUAAACUACUGAACGGUCCUAAUUUGAAGGAUUUUUUUAAAAAUGAGCAUCUAAGUGAUCAAGAAAACCUUCCUGAAGAACAAGUUGUACCUUAUCUGCAGGACAUUAACCGAUACACAGCUAAAAGGAAAGUUUAUUUUGACGUGUACGGUUGUCAAAUGAAUGUAAACGAUACUGAAAUAAUAUGGGCAAUAUUAAAAGAUAAUAAGUUUGAACGUACUAAGGACGUUAUCGAAGCUGAUGUUAUCCUCAUUGUAACUUGUGCAAUUAGAGACAGUGCUGAAGAAAGAAUUUGGGCUCGAUUGAACUUUUUUAAAGGUAUUAGAAGGAUGCGUCUGAAAGAUAGGCCUUCUUUGAAAAUAGGAUUGUUAGGUUGCAUGGCAGAGCGUCUUAAAGAAAAAGUGCUAGAGAGGGACUGUAUGGUAGAUGUUGUAGCGGGGCCAGACAGCUAUAGAGACCUUCCGAGAUUAUUAGCCUUAACAGAAAGUAAUCAAAGGUCUGUUAAUGUGUUACUGUCAUUAGAUGAAACAUACGCCGAUAUUACUCCUGUACGACUAAAUGAAGACUCUGUCUCUGCUUUUGUUUCAAUCAUGCGAGGCUGUGACAACAUGUGUACAUAUUGCAUCGUUCCUUUUACAAGGGGACGUGAGAGAUCUAGGCCUGCCUCAUCGAUUUUGAGGGAAGUAGAACAAUUAUCGGAACAAGGGGUUAAAGAAGUGACUUUAUUAGGUCAAAAUGUGAAUAGUUACAGAGAUCUUUCAGAGGGUCAUAAUAUUAACAAUUUCACGAGUAUGGCAAAAGGUUUCAAGACAGUGUAUAAAGUGAAAAAGGGUGGUUUAAGGUUUGCAGAUUUACUACACAAAGUUGCCCAUGUUAAUCCUGAAAUGAGAAUCAGGUUCACUUCUCCACAUCCUAAAGAUUUUCCAGAUGAGGUGAUCCAGACAAUCCAGUCACAUUCAAACAUCUGUAAAAAUCUCCACAUGCCAGCACAAUCCGGUAAUUCGGCUGUGCUUGAACGAAUGAGAAGAGGGUACACUAGGGAAGCUUAUAUAGAACUUGUUCAACACAUAAGACAUCACUUGCCACAAGUUGCGUUGAGUUCUGACUUUAUCUGUGGAUUUUGUGGUGAAACCGUUGAAGAAUUCGAAGAUACCAUAACAUUAAUGGAGGAAGUUCAAUACAACACAGCAUAUUUGUUUCCUUAUAGUAUGAGGGAGAAAACUACCGCUCAUAGGAGGUUCAAAGAUGACGUUUCGCCAGAAAUUAAACAAAAAAGGUUAGAACGAAUGAUUCAAGUCUUCCGCCAAAUUGCCUUAAAACUGAACAGAACACAAAUCGGCAAAACCCACCUAGUUUUAGUUGAAGGAUAUAGUAGAAGAUCUAAGAAUUUCCUAAAAGGAAGGAAUGACCAAAACAUUCGCGUCAUUUUGCCUGCAAAUGAAACUGUACCUUUUAAAAAUGGUGGCAGUGGCAGAGAAAUUAUCCCUGGAGAUUAUGUUGCUGUACACGUAAAUGAUGCAAAUUCUCAAGUAUUGAAAGCUAUUCCUUUGUAUUUGACCAAUCUUCAAGAUUUUUAUUUGGAAGACCGUCACCAAAGAGCUAUACAAAUUUAAGAGUAAAACUGUAAAUUGUUUUUAAAUUAUUUAA